Molecule: messenger RNA, 851 nt
Organism: Formica exsecta
Lineage: Eukaryota; Metazoa; Arthropoda; Insecta; Hymenoptera; Formicidae
Gene: Rpb5
Product: DNA-directed RNA polymerases I, II, and III subunit RPABC1
Exons: 3
Coding region: 142-774 (210 amino acids)
Biological process (GO): DNA-templated transcription
Cellular component (GO): RNA polymerase II, core complex; RNA polymerase I complex; RNA polymerase III complex
Molecular function (GO): DNA-directed RNA polymerase activity; DNA binding
Source: RefSeq, a predicted model, not a curated record
GGGUACUAUGAGUAGUAAACGCGCAUGCAUCUGAUAAUCCCACGACCCACGACUCACGAUCCACGAUCUUGAAAUUAUUAUCGGUGUUUUCUUCUUUGUUUUCUUCUUUUCUUACAGGAUACAGGAUACGGAGACACCGAUAUGGAUGACGAGGAUGAGACAUAUAAACUGUGGCGCAUCAGAAAAACUGUAAUGCAAUUGUGUCAUGAUAGAGGUUAUCUCGUAACGCAGGACGAAUUGGAUCAGACAUUGGAGCAAUUUAAAAAUCAAUUCGGCGAUAAGCCGAGCGAGAAGAGACCGGCUAGGAGCGAUCUCAUUGUUCUUGUAGCGCAUAAUGACGAUCCUACCGACCAAUUGUUCGUCUUCUUCCCAGACGAGCCGAAAAUUGGCAUCAAAACUAUAAAGACCUAUUGCCAACGUAUGCAAGAGGAGAAGAUUCACAGAGCAAUUAUUGUAGUCCAACAAGGCAUGACACCUUCAGCUAAACAAUCGUUGGUAGACAUGGCACCAAAGUACAUACUGGAACAAUUCCUGGAAUCUGAGUUAUUGAUCAACAUUACUGAACAUGAACUGGUACCCGAGCAUAUUGUUUUAACUCCGGAUGAGAAAGAGGAACUGCUAACGAGAUAUAAGCUGAAGGAAAAUCAAUUGAUGCGGAUACAAGCUGGCGAUCCAGUGGCACGAUACUUUGGUUUGAAGCGUGGACAAGUCGUCAAGAUCAUUAGGCCAUCGGAAACUGCAGGGAGAUAUAUAUCGUACAGGCUAGUUUGUUGAGGGAAGAAAGAGGGAAAAGUAUAUCAAAGACAAAUUGUAAUAAAUUUUCAUAGAUUAAAGAACACUGCAGUUCGAAA